Messenger RNA from Micropterus dolomieu (smallmouth bass), 3711 nucleotides. RefSeq names its product ADAMTS-like protein 3. Gene Ontology annotation, cellular component: extracellular matrix. Lineage: Eukaryota; Metazoa; Chordata; Actinopteri; Centrarchiformes; Centrarchidae. The transcript is spliced from 6 exons. Bases 38 to 901 code for a protein of 287 amino acids. Gene Ontology annotation, biological process: extracellular matrix organization. The record is from RefSeq and is a predicted model, not a curated record. Gene Ontology annotation, molecular function: metalloendopeptidase activity.
CAAGUUUGCAUGGAGUCAUUUUAGGACCAUAGACUGUAUGAAAGUGGACGUAAUCAUCGUGAUGUCACCCGUUGAGUUUGACUGGGGUUUUGGAGACUGGUCCACAUGCAGCGCUUCUUGUGGGAACACAGGGACUUGGCUGCAGAGGAUUCACUGUGUCACUCUGGAUGGAAGGGAAGUUCAGCCCAGAAUGUGUCAGCACAUACCAAAACCCUUCACCUUCCCAGUUCCCUGCAACAGACAGGACUGCCCUCCCAGAUGGUCGGUGUCAAAGUGGUCAAAGUGCUCGGCCUCGUGUGGCAGUGGCUGGAAACAGAGGCAGGUCUCCUGUCAGCAGCUGGAUGCCAGAGGUAUAGUGAGGACCCUGACAGCGGCUGGCUGCAAGAGGAUGAGCCAGCCCACAGACACAGAGCAGUGCACCGCCAAUAACUGUCCAACCUGGAUAACCAGUCCAUGGGGAAAGUGUUCAGGGAGGUGUGUAGGCUCCACCACCAGUGUACAGAAGAGAUCUGUCAUCUGCCAACAUGCCAAUGGCUCCUCAUACACAGACUGUGAUCUGAGGGACAGGCCUGCGUCAGUACGCAACUGUUCCUCGGACCUGUGUGACGUCCAUUGGCGUCCCGGUGCGUGGCGGGCCUGCACGGUGGUCUGUGGCAGCGGCUUUCAGUCCCGCAAGGUGGACUGUGUUCACAGCAGGAGUGGCAGGACUCUAGCUGACCAGCACUGUGCCUGGCUCCAACGGCCCUCCACCUGGCAGUACUGCAACAUUACCAUCUGUGGGAGUGAAUGCAGGGACACAAACCAGUACUGUAGUGCGGUGAAGAGACUGAAGCUGUGCCACCUGGAUCCGUACAAACAGAGUUGCUGUGGGUCAUGUUUACAGGGCAAUGACUCCACCUAGUGGCAGUGUUACAGUUAUAACCCCACUACUUUUUGUUAAAUAGAUGGACUACAUGAGAUGAAUGACUGAGCGACGACUGAAAGGACAUUAUUUGUGAGUGGAUGCAUAGAUGCAUAUAUGUAAGCUGGGCAAGCUUCUGUCCAAUUAUUUCACUUCCUAAAAGGAAACUGAACGCAGCCUCAAAAGGCUGGAAGUAUGAGGGGGCUUUAUUUUCUGAUUUGGACCCAACCUCCCAAAACGAAGUGUUCACUGUGUGGAUCAAAAGGAAUUUUUUUGACUUACCUGCAAAAAACUGAACGUUUAGUUUCAAGGGACAUUUAAAAUAGGCUGCCAGGCCAAAACAGAAUAUAAUGAUGUUGUUUAUGGUAGAGCGCAUACCUCAUACUUUAUCAGAUUUGAGAUAUCAGCCAGUCAUGCCAUCCACUGCUGAUAUAAGUGAGGUUCAUCAGAUCAGCCUAGAAAACGUGCAGUCAUACUUUUCUUUCUUUAAUUGUUUCUUUAUUUAUUUGUGUAAUUGUUCAAAAGUGAUUUAUCUAAAAAUAUUAAAGGGAAGUUCCGCUUUAUUAUAACUUAAGUAAUUUUCAUAGUUUUGACCAUUACACUGAAAGUGUUAUUUUCAGUGAUAGAAAUGAUGGUGCAAAAAUAAGUUGUAAUACCCGAAACUGUUCUUUAAUGUAUUGUUUACUUUCCCUACCAUUAAAUAAGUACAGUAUGUCAUCUUGCUUUAACAAGCUGCUAACCCUGAGAAUUUCUUUAGUGUGAGUUCCAGUGUCCCACGUGUUUUAGUGUCCCCUUGUCACGUCCCCAUGUCCUUGUUCGAAGGCUUUUCCAACCUAAUAAGUGUAAAGGUUUGGUUGUACUGAAUUCUUGUUCUUCUUUGACAUGAAAAUGAUCAAGAUUAAAAAAUACUGACACAAAACAUCAGCACAAAACCCACUGUUGGUGACUUCAGUCUAGAAUAUUGUAUUGGCCUUCAAAAUAUUGAUUUGGCCGAUUCAGCAAAACUCCAGAUAGUGUGCAGUGCUGAUGUUUUUGAAAUGAUCUAUUUCUACUCUAUUUGUGAGGCAGUUACAGGCUGGUCAGGUUAGGGAAAAGUAGUGGUUAUCAGUUAAAGGAUAAGCAACUUAAAUACCUGAUUAAGGUUUGGGAAAGAUCAUGGCUGCUUCAGGGUUAGGGUUAGGUUACUCUCCAUUGACAAGGAAGUUUGGAAUAGGAAGCGAAGGCACAGGUCAGCACAUGUCACUCAAGAGUCCGCACACCGUGUGAACCCUCAUUCAGCCAGGAGGAGCCCCAAACCACAAAGUGGCAGGGAAGUAGAGAAGAGAGAGAGAGAGGAGAAGGAGAACCCAGACAUUAGGAGAAUCCUGGAGACAGUGCAAAAGCAGCGGUCAAGGGAUUAAGGGCCAAAAAAACAAUCCAAGAUCCAAAGGUGCAAAGAUGUUUUGUGAGGAAGAUGUUUAAGAUGAUGGUCAAGGGGAUAGAAUCAAAGGUGUCCCAGGGAGGGAUUAGCCGUUACCAUGAAGAUUGGAAGGAUAAGGUAUUAUUGGAGUUAGGGGUUAGGGUCACAAACUGCAUGAAAGUCAGAUCUGCUACACGUCUAUCCACCACCCCCACUACAACACCCUUACUUAACUACAUUAAAGGACAGAAUGCUUCUUGCAUUGGCACUGAACGUGGGCACAAUUAUGUGCUGCAGAAUCAUCCAGUAUGAACAUAAUUCCUGGGGAUACUGGGCUGGUGAAACCCUUAUGUGGAGAGAAUGCAGCAGUGGAGGUCUUGUGUGUAAUAUAUAAUAGCAAUGUCAGGUCAUGUAUGUGUUUAUAAAACAGAAUUUGGGAUUGAAAUUAACUUAAAGACCAUUGACUUGUGUGAAGGUACUGGGUUGUGAUUGUAGUUACAAUACAUGUCACUGAUGAGGAAAAGAGCUGCUGCUAUUGGUGGAGGUUCGGUUGUGAAAGCAUCACUCUAUGAUUCUCAACCAUGGCAGUACAAAAGGUUUUGUAAAAUAAUUUUGAUAUUACAAAUGAAGAACAGCCGGCGCUGGAAUGAGAGGCACCAGCACACCAAUGAUUUUGACUGAAUUGUCUAUUCAUGUUACCUUUGUGUUGGUUAUCAUAGCGAUGUGCUGCAUUUUAAAAUGUCUUGUAUAUACUGUGUGUUCUAAGUGCAAUAUCGUAUAUUGGGUGUAUGUAGAUUGUGUGAGACUUUUAUUUUCUUACUCAUUCAUGGUUAUGGUGUCUUUUUAAAAUAUAAAGCAUGUGUAUUUGUAGACUGGGUGGUAUGUUUACUACCACUCGCUUGGUUUUAUUUGCAUGUGUUUAAGCGCAAUCUCCAAUGUUUUGUAGCUCCAUUGUGAAAUGCCGCCAGGCAACAAGCAUUCUUCAGUGUUUUUCCCUGGCUUCUGAAACAGUAUAUCUGAUGUGGUGACAUUACACUGUGUGUGGUUUUGCAGCUUGACUGAGAGAACAUGAGGUAGUACAACAAAUCAUUAACGUGCUAUAGAUAACACAAAAGAAUAAAGACAGUUUGAUCACUUCAUAAAUGUGGACCUAGUUUUUACCUUCAAGGUACCUUGACCCUCAAACAACCUUGCUCUGGCUCUAAAGGUAAAAGAUAAGGGUUUCCUAAAAUUGUAAAAGUUUGAAACAAGCAUGCACAAGCAUGAUUUUAUGACAGUACAACUAACCCAUCAUCACCUAAAAUGUAAAUCACACAAGCAUGAUGUGGAUCUAGAGCUGAAGGUUUACUGAUUGUGUCAAGUGGUUCAAAUUUUAAAAUAAAAUAUACAUGUAUUUGUGUAUCAAAACAAA